Molecule: messenger RNA, 610 nt
Organism: Aspergillus campestris IBT 28561
Lineage: Eukaryota; Fungi; Ascomycota; Eurotiomycetes; Eurotiales; Aspergillaceae
Product: ADP-ribosylation factor-like protein 2
Exons: 6
Coding region: 31-576 (181 amino acids)
Biological process (GO): protein folding
Cellular component (GO): microtubule cytoskeleton; cytoplasm
Molecular function (GO): GTP binding; GTPase activity
Source: RefSeq, a predicted model, not a curated record
UGUACUCAGAUAAUUCAAAACCAUCACACAAUGCUGUCCAUUUUGAGAAAAGCCCGAUUAAAGGACAAGGAAAUGCGGAUCCUAAUGCUCGGUCUCGACAAUGCGGGCAAAACGACCAUCGUCAAACAGAUCAUGAACGAGGACGUCACGACCGUCAGUCCGACGUUAGGGUUCAUUAUCAAGACGAUAGAUUUCGAGGGGUACCGAUUGAAUAUCUGGGAUGUAGGAGGCCAGCGCACUCUCCGAUCGUACUGGAAGAAUUACUUCGAGAAGACAGACACGCUGGUCUGGGUGGUAGAUGCUACGGACCGGCUUCGGGUUGACGACUGCCGUGAUGAAUUGGCUGGUUUGCUUUUAGAGGAGCGCCUAACGGGCGCAAGUCUAUUAAUCUUCCUGAACAAAACAGACGUCACAGGAUGCAUGACAGAAAGUGAAGUCCAAGAGCGCCUCGGUCUAGACGCGAUCAAAACGCACAAAUGGACCAUCUUGCCCUGCAGUGCCAUGACCGGGAAAAAUCUCCGCGAAGGUCUCGAAUGGGUGGUGCAGGAUGCGAAGGAUAGGCUGUUUCUGUAUUAAUUUAAUUUGAUUUAAUUGUCUAUUGCAGUUUGUG